UUAGACUGAGAGGAGGCGUGGACUGCCCCAUUCUCUUAAAUGUCAGCACUCAGAACAGAGCUCCAGACCUUAUUUUGAAUCUGACUCCGAGUUCUGUAUCAUUUGGUUCACCCUAUUAUUACUCGUAGUUUGUUAUGGUACACAAAGACCUUUGUGAACAUAGCUCCAGUCCAUGCGAAGUUUGAACCAUUAUUAAUCUGAGGAUGACUAAAGACGCAUUAGCUGUCACUAUCGUGGUCUUGUGGCUGCUCUGCAAUCCGGCUAGGAUCAGGGGAAACGGGGGAUUUCAAGGCGCCAUUCCUCACCCAAAUAAAUACAGCCCAAACCAGUCGGAACACUCGCCGCAGACACCGCAGGCCAGCUCCAGGGGAAUGGGACUGCCUUCGGUCGCGGACGAGGUGCUGGACUCCAGCCAGGAGGCUUUACACGUGACGCAGCGCAGUUACCUCAAACUUGACUGGUGUAAAACACAGCCGAUGAAACUGAUGAUCUACGAGGACGGGUGCCAGCCGCUCGUCAUCAUCAACCGCUUUUGUUACGGACAGUGCAACUCAUUCUACAUCCCUCGACAUGUUUAUCAAGAGGACAGUGCGUUUCAGUCGUGCUCAGUGUGUAAGCCAAAGAGUUUCACUACAGUUACUUACACGCUCAUCUGUCCCGGCCAGACUCCCAGCACGCGGAAGAAGCGCGUGCGCCGCGUCAAACAGUGCCGCUGUACUUCUGUCGACUUGGAUUAAAAUUAGCUGAGGUCAUUGU
This is a messenger RNA of Carassius auratus (goldfish), 756 nucleotides long. RefSeq names its product gremlin-1. Lineage: Eukaryota; Metazoa; Chordata; Actinopteri; Cypriniformes; Cyprinidae. The coding region runs from base 204 to 737 and encodes 177 amino acids. The record is from RefSeq and is a predicted model, not a curated record. Gene Ontology annotation, molecular function: receptor ligand activity; BMP binding. Gene Ontology annotation, biological process: animal organ morphogenesis. The transcript has 2 exons.